AUGGAGAAGUCUCUGUCAUGUCAAGAAGGCCGCAUCUGCGAGACCGACAAUAAGGAAUUAGUGAAAGAAGAAAAUGAGCAAGGCAAAGAAAAAACCAAACAGAAGCACCAAGCCUUAAUCUCAAGUCUUCCGAAACGGGAACGAGGUGACAUGAUGCAACUUGCUCUCUUGCAAUACCAAGGCUUUUGGCUCGGAUCUGAGCCAGCUCUAAAAGGAAUCCUUUUCAUGCAAGACCACUUUAAGGCUCGACCAACUGAUAUUGUACUGGCUUCCCUUCCAAAGUGCGGCACCACAUGGCUUAAAGCUCUCAUUUUCACCAUCAUAAAUAGAGCUGACUAUGACUUUCCCACCCACCCUUUGCUCACAGCUAAUCCACAUGACCUUGUUACCUUUUUGGAAGGAUACUUGGCCAAACACGAAUCCAUUUCUGGUCUUGGAGCUCUUCCCUCGCCCCGCCUCUUAGCUACUCACUGCCCUUACACUUUGUUGCCUAACUCCAUGAUCAAUAACUCUGGCUGCCGUUUUGUCUAUGUUUGUCGCGAUCCAAAAGAUGUUGUUAUUUCAACGUGGCACUUUGUAAACAAAUUAUUGACAAAACCACGACCUCUAGAAGAUGCAUUUGAGCAAUUUUGUGAAGGAGUUUCACCCUUUGGACCUUUUUGGGACCAUGUGAUAGGCUAUUGGAGAGCAAGCUUAGAAUUACCAGAGAAAAUGCUGUUUCUUAAAUAUGAGGAUUUGAAGAGGGACCCCUUUGUUCACUUUAAGAGGUUAGCUGAAUUUUUAGGCCAACCCUUCACACAGGAUGAAGAAAAUGAUGGAAUGGUGCAAGAAAUAAUCAAGCUAUGCAGUUUCGAGAAUUUAAGCAAUUUGGAGAUCAACAAAAGUAGUAGUACUGCUACCCGAUCUCGUUUCAAGAACUCUGACUUCUUCAGGAAGGGUGAGGCAGGUGAUUGGGAGAAGUAUCUUACAACAGAGAUGGCUGCAGCUUUAGAUCAUAAAAUCAAGGAAAAGCUACAUGAUUCUGGAUUGACCUUUACAAUGCCACUGUAA
Messenger RNA from Dovyalis caffra, 1050 nucleotides. Lineage: Eukaryota; Viridiplantae; Streptophyta; Magnoliopsida; Malpighiales; Salicaceae. The record is from the annotation of a GenBank genome assembly.